ACAAAGAACUGACUUCCUCCAUUAACCUCCAUAACGAUUUUUUUGAUCUAUUCAUAAACGAAGAAAAAUAAAUACAUUUUGAAAAGAAGAAGAAGAGUUUGUUAUCAUCGUCAUCAACAUGUCUGGUUCUUCUGACAGUAAUAGCGUACAGAGAAUAGUAAUCAAGAAAGUGUUAGCAAAGCUUCAGAAGGAAGGUGAAGGCACUGUCGUUAGAAAUGUCAUCACAGAGAUUGACCGGGAGUUGUUGGACCCUUUCGUAUUGCUAGUUGAAUUUUCCUUUUCGCUUUCAGCUGGAUUCCCAGAUCAUCCUCACCGAGGUUUUGAAAGUGUUACAUACAUGCUACAGGGAGGUAUCAUUCACAAAGAUCUCAGAGGUCAUAAAAGCACAAUCCAAGCCGGAGAUGUUCAGUGGAUGACAGCAGGAAGAGGAAUCAUUCAUUCUGAAUUUCCAGAACAAGAAGUCAACAAUGGAUUACAGCUUUGGAUCAACCUCCCUUCCAUUCACAGAAUGAUCGAGCCAAAAAAUCUUGAACUGUCGAGUUCGAAGAUUCCAAGAGCAGAAGAAGAUGGAGUAGAGGUCAAAGUCAUAGCCGGAGAUUCAAUGGGAAUCAAAUCUCCUUUCUACACAACAACACCAAUCAUGUUCCUUGACUUUACCCUCAAGCCAGGAUCUCAAACCCACCAGACCGUUCCAGAAUCUUGGACCGCUUUCGCAUACAUUAUAGAAGGCGAUGAAGGUGUGUUUGGUUCCUUGAACUCUUCUGCUAUAUCGGCGCACCAUGUUGUUGUGUUUGGAACAGGGGAUUUAGUAAGCGUGUGGAACAAGUCAACUUCGAGCUCGUUGAGGUUUCUGUUGAUUGCAGGGGAACCGAUUGGUGAGAAUGUGGUUCAGUGUGGUCCGUUUGUGAUGAAUUCGCAGGCUGAGAUCGAUAUGGCGUUUGAUGACUACCAGAAUGCUAAGAACGGGUUUGAAAUGGCUAAGAGUAGUUAGAGAGGUCACAGUGAACAGUGUUUGUAAAACAAAAACCAUAUGGAUUUUAGGGUUUCGUUUUCUUUGUUUCAAAUUCAAGAUGAGAUCAAUGUUAGGGGAAACUUAUAACAAAUCAUAUCUUUCAUAAAGUCGAUUAGACUCGAGAGUCGAGAUUGUACUACAACUUUGACUACAAAGCGAAAUUCUGCUCAGAGAAAG
Molecule: messenger RNA, 1189 nt
Organism: Eutrema salsugineum
Lineage: Eukaryota; Viridiplantae; Streptophyta; Magnoliopsida; Brassicales; Brassicaceae
Product: pirin-1
Exons: 7
Coding region: 119-991 (290 amino acids)
Source: RefSeq, a predicted model, not a curated record